UGUAACUUUCCAAUAUAGACCCAUCUUCCAAUUUUCCCAAUUUUUCACCCUCUUAUUUUUAACCUAGAUUUUUUUCCCUCAUAAUAAACCAUACGUAUCCUCCUCUGCUGUUGCAUUGAACACUAAAAUUUCCAAUUCACCCAAUAUCUUCACUUCUCUCACUCACACAUCUUUCUUUUUCCAAGAACAGAGCUCUUUCUCUCUAUUGGACAACACAACAAGGCUCUCUCUCUCUCUCUCUACAACGAUGAUGAUUAACCGGCACCGCCCGAUCAAUAUCCUCAUCAUCAUCGUCUUCCUUCUUACGACGACGGCAAGAGCAGGAGGAAACUGGAGUAACCGAACCCACCGAACCGUUCCAAGGGUUCAUCAACACGCGUACUACGCAUAUCCUCACCGUUCAUGCGAGUCUUUCUCUCGUCCAUACGCACGCUCUAUGUGCAUUGAGCUCGAAAGAAUCCAUAGAAGCAGUCGACAACCUCUUUUCUCUUCUCCGCCUCCUCCGUCGGAGAUUGACCAAAGGUACGGCGUAGAGAAAAGACUCGUCCCCUCCGGUCCAAAUCCACUUCACAACUGAUGAAAGCCUUCUUGUUGAAGAAACGAGCGAGCGAGCGAGCUAGGGUUCUUCUUAGUUUUUUCUUGUAAAUCUUUGUUCUUUUUAGUUACUUUCUUGAUAUUUUUGUAAUGUGUGCAACUACAACUACGUUUAUGAGCAUAACUAGUACUAUUUCCACGCUUGUUUUUGGGCUUAUCGAUUGUGGAACUAGAGCAGAAACAAGCUUGGAAAUAGUUUAUCGCUUGUUU
Molecule: messenger RNA, 804 nt
Organism: Camelina sativa (false flax)
Lineage: Eukaryota; Viridiplantae; Streptophyta; Magnoliopsida; Brassicales; Brassicaceae
Source: RefSeq, a predicted model, not a curated record